Messenger RNA from Austrofundulus limnaeus, 3647 nucleotides. It is a transcript of the gene eif3s10, whose product is annotated as eukaryotic translation initiation factor 3, subunit 10 (theta). Gene Ontology annotation, molecular function: mRNA binding; translation initiation factor activity. Gene Ontology annotation, biological process: translation reinitiation; formation of cytoplasmic translation initiation complex. Lineage: Eukaryota; Metazoa; Chordata; Actinopteri; Cyprinodontiformes; Rivulidae. The record is from RefSeq and is a predicted model, not a curated record. Gene Ontology annotation, cellular component: eukaryotic translation initiation factor 3 complex, eIF3e; eukaryotic translation initiation factor 3 complex, eIF3m; multi-eIF complex.
UCCGUCCUUUUUCCCAGCAGCCAGGCAGCACCGUGUCGCCGCUGGUGAACGCGUGGCUUCGAUGAGCUGCUGAAGUUUGUCCACAGAUAUCUUAACAAGUCAGUGGGUUUAGAGCUUCGCUAGAACAACGCCGACAUGCCGGCUUAUUUUCAGCGGCCAGAAAAUGCUCUGAAACGAGCGAACGAGUUCCUGGAGGUUGGUAAAAAGCAGCCAGCCUUGGACGUCCUGUACGAUGUCAUCAAGAGUAAGAAACACCGAACAUGGCAGAAGAUCCACGAGCCCAUCAUGCUCAAAUACCUGGAGCUCUGCGUGGAUCUGCGCAAGAGCCACCUGGCCAAGGAGGGCCUCUACCAGUACAAGAACAUCUGCCAGCAGGUGAAUAUUAAAUCUCUGGAGGAUGUGGUCAGAGCUUACCUGAAGCUGGCAGAGGAGAAGACUGAGACCGCCAAGGAGGAGUCUCAGCAGAUGGUCCUGGACAUCGAGGAUCUGGACAACAUUCAGACCCCAGAAAGGAAGCCUUUAAGGCUGUGGAGGACAUCCACGGCCUCUUCGCUCUCUCCAAGAAGCCCCCGAAGCCGCAGCUCAUGGCCAACUACUACAACAAAGUUUCGACAGUUUUCUGGAAGUCGGGGAACGCUCUGUUCCACUCGUGCACCCUUCACCGCCUCUACCACCUGUCCAGGGAGAUGCGCAAGAACCUGACUCAGGAUGAGAUGCAGAGGAUGUCCACCAGAGUCCUCCUGGCCACCCUGUCCAUCCCCAUCACGCCCGAGCGCACGGACAUCGCUCGCCUGCUGGACAUGGACGGCAUCAUCGUGGAGAAGCACCGCCGGCUGGCCACUCUCCUGGGUCUGCAGUCCCCGCCCACCCGCCAGAGCCUCAUCAACGACAUGGUGAGAUUCAACCUGCUGCAGUACGUGGUUCCUGAGGUGAAGGAGCUUUACAACUGGCUGGAGGUGGACUUCCAUCCUCUGAAGCUGAGUGGGAGAGUCACGAAGGUGUUGAACUGGGUGAGAGAUCAGGCUGAGAAGGAGGCAGAUCUGCAGCAGUACGUUCCACACCUGCAGAGUAACACCAUCCUCCGGCUGCUGCAGCAGGUGGCUCAGAUCUAUCAGAGCAUCGAGUUCAGCCGUUUGGCCUCCCUGGUUCCGUUUGUGGACGCCUUCCAGCUGGAGCGCUCCAUCGUGGACGCAGCCCGGCACUGUGACCUGCAGGUUCGGAUCGACCACUCGUCUCGAACCUUGAGCUUCGGCUCUGACCUGAACUACUCGACUAAAGAGGAUUCUCCGGUCGGCCCGUUCCUGCAGAACAUGCCGUCGGAGCAGAUCAGGAACCAGCUGACGGCCAUGUCUGCUUCUCUGGCUAAAGCCAUCCACAUCAUCAAGCCCACCUCCAUCCUGCAAGAGCGCGACGAGCAGAACCAACAAGCCAUCGCUGCGUACUUGAAGAACGCCCGCAAGGACCACCAGCGCAUCCUGGCCCGCCGGCAGACCAUCGAGGAGCGCAAGGAGCGCCUGGAGAGCCUGAACAUCCAGCGGGAGAAGGAGGAGCUGGAGCAGCGCGAAGCCGAGUUGCAGAAGGUCCGCAAGGCCGAGGAGGAGCGCCUGCGGCAGGAGGCCAAGGAGCGGGAGAAGGAGCGUAUCAUGCAGGAGCACGAGCAGAUCAAGAAGAAGACGGUGCGCGAGCGGCUGGAGCAGAUCAAGAAGACCGAGCUCGGCGCCAAGGCCUUCAAAGACAUCGACAUCGAGGACCUGGAGGAGCUGGAUCCAGACUACAUCAUGGCCAAACAAGUGGAACAACUGGAGAAGGAGAAGAAAGAACUGCAGGAGCGUCUGAAGAACCAGGAGAAGAAGAUCGACUACUUUGAGAGAGCCAAACGUCUGGAGGAGAUUCCKCUCAUCAAGAAGGCGUACGAGGAGCAGCGCGUCAAAGACAUGGAGCUGUGGGAGCUGCAGGAGGAGGAGAGGAUCAGCAACCUGAAAGUUGAGCGGGAGAAAGCUCUGGAGCACAAGAAGCGAAUGUCCAGGAUGGUGGAGGACAAAGAGGGCUUCCUGUCCAAGAUAACCGCCGCUCGCAGUUUCAUAUACGAGGAAAAGCUGAAAGCCUUCCAGGAGCGCCUGGUGGAGGAGAGGAAGAAACGCCUGGAGGAACGAAAGAGGCAGCGCAAAGAGGACCGGCGUAACGCUUUCUACCGCCAGAAGGAGGAAGAGAGGCAGCGGAUCCACGAGGAGCAGCUCAAGAAAGAGCGUGAGGAGAGAGAACGCAUCGAGCAGGAGCGACAGGAGGAGGAGGAGCGCGAGUACAAGGAGCGUCUGCGCAAACUGGAGGAGCAGGAGCUGAAGCAGCGCGCCCGUCAGCAGGAGAUCGAGGAGCGGGAGCGCCUCCGCGAGGAGAACAGACGGGCUCCUCAGGAAGAGAAACCCAAGGACUGGGGGGACAAGGACGACCGGGGCUGGAGGAAACGCACUGAAGGAGGGGAAUCAGAAUGGCGUCGUCCUGUUCCUGACAGGGAUUGGAGACAAAAGGAUGAGCGAGAGGACAAGKCUGGUUCCUUCAAAGGAGGGGAGGACAAAGGACCCCGUCAAGGUAUUGAUGAGGAUCAGGGUCCUCGUCGCUCUGGUGAAGAAGAGCGUUCUCAGCGCAGAGGACCGGAGGACGACCAUGGACCACGCAGAGCGUUCGAUGACGACCGCGGCCCCAGGAGGGCCGGCGAUGACGAUCGUGGUCCAAGGCGAGCUUUUGACGAUGAUCGUGGUCCCAGGCGAGGUUUUGACGACGAUCGUGGUCCCAGGCGAGGUUUUGACGANUCCCAGCGAGGUUUUGACGACGAUCGUGGUCCCAGGCGAGGUUUUGACGAUGAUCGUGGUCCAAGGCGUGGCUUCGACGAUGAUCGCGGUCCAAGACGUGGUUUUGACGAUGACCGUGGACCAAGACGUGGCUUCGAUGACGAUCGUGGUUCCAGACGUGGUUUCGAUGAUGACAGGGGUCCUCGUAGAGGUCUGGAUGAGUCCAGGUCCUCCAGGCGAGGGGCUGAUGAUGACUGGGGUCCUAGAAGAGGAGGAGAUGAUGACAGAGUCAGCAGGAGAGGUGCAGAUGAUGGUCCACGCCAUGGAGGGGAUGACGCCAAACCCUGGAAGCCCCUCGGUAGACCUGGUGGCUGGAGAGAGCGGGAAAAGGCUCGAGAGGAGAGCUGGGGACCUCCUCGUGGUGGGACUCACGAAGAUGGAGAUGAAGAUGAAGGGGACGAAAGGUCCAGUUUCAGAGACAGCCGUCCACAGAGAGAGGAGAGCAGCUGGAGGAGAGGGGGCACCGACGACGGAGGCUGGAGAGAUUCACGCAAAGAGGACCAGGACCGCAGCGACCGUGAAGACCGCAGAGACCACAAUGACCGUCGCGUCGAGCGCCGAGACCGAGACCGCCGUGACGACCGCGAAGUCAGAGGCCCACCCAGAGACAACGAUGAAGGUGGCUCCUGGCGCCGCAGCGGUGAGGAAAGGCGAGAGGAGCGGGACCGGCCCAAAGAGCGGGAACGAGAGCGCGACGCAGACGCGGAGAAGAGCGCCUGGCGUACGGAUAAGGAAACCCCUCGUCGCACCAAGAACGAGACGGACGACGACGGCUGGACGACCGUGCGUCGCUGAGCAACA